CACCCGGCGGCCGCUUUGAUGUCGGCAGCCCUUGGCCGCCCCGCCGCCGCUCUCGCACACAGGCACCGGGCGCUCCGUGCCUCUGGCUGCCGCCGGCGCCCGCUGCUCCCACAGAAACUUUGCGGGGCUCGGGCCGGGGGGCGGCACCGGGUGGGGGGGGGGCACAGAGAGCGGCAUCCCGAGACAACUGCCCGGCUGCAGCACGCAGAGCCCCCCGCCAGCUGCCGGGGAGGGAGGAAGGGAGGAAAAGAUUGAAGAAAGGACGUUUUUUAUAUUAGUAUUUUGUUUUUUUGUUUUUUGUUUUUCUUUUUUUAGGGAGAGUCGGAAGGGAAUUUAGGAGGAGGGGGGAUUUCUUAGAGAAAAAAAAAAAAAGAAAAAAAAAAAGUUAGUUAGAAUUUAUAGAGGGGGGAAAAAAAGUUUAGAAAGGCAAAUUUGGAGGGAGCGAAGUGUUAUUUUUUUCCGAAGGCAAAAUAAUUGAGGGGGAGCAGGAGGAUCGGCCGGCAGCAGGAGGGCUGCGGGGAGAACAAUACUGAACAAUACUGCGGGGAGUUGUGCGCGGCGCGGCACGGAGCGACAUGCCGCAACUGGGCAGCGGCGGAGGGGACGACCUGGGGGCCACGGACGAGCUGAUCGCCUUCAAAGACGAGGGCGAGCAGGAGGAGAAGAUCCCCGAGAACGCCUUUACCGAGCGCGAUCUGGCCGACCUCAAGUCCUCGCUGGUCAACGAGUCCGAGGGCAGCGGCAGCCCCGCAGCCGCCGCGGAUCCCGAGGCCGUCCGCCGCGUGCAGGAUCCGCAGAGGGUGUAUCAGGAGAAGCUCCCGGACCACAUGGAAGAUGCAGGUAUGAAGCACCAGGACCCAGGGAUGUAUAAAGGAUCCGCAUAUUCUGGCUACCCCUUCCUCAUGCUCUCAGACCCCUACCUGCCAAACGGAUCUAUGUCACCUCUGUCCAACAAAGUUCCUGUCGUGCAGCCGUCCCAUGGAGUGCACCCACUCACGCCGCUCAUCCCCUACAGCAACGACCACUUCAGCCAUGGCUCCCACUCGCCCCAUCUGCCCGCUGACAUCAGCCAGAAGCAAGCAGUGCAUCGGCCUUCCCAGACCUCCGAUAUCCCCGGCUUCUACCCGCUCCCCCCAGCUGGGGUCGGCCAGAUCACGCCCUCCAUGGGAUGGCAGAGCCAGUCUGUCUAUCCGCUCCCGUCAUGUGGAUUUAGACAGCCGUAUUCGUCAGCGCUUUCUGCUGGGGCUUCUUUCUCCAGGUUCACUCACCCGCUGAUGCUGGGCUCCGGCAUGCACACCACUGGCAUCCCACACCCCGCCAUCGUGCCCCACUCAGGCAAGCAGGAGAUGGAGCACUAUGACCGCAACAUGAAACCUCAGCCAGAACCAAAGAGAGAGAAGGAAGCCAAGAAGCCCACUAUCAAGAAGCCCCUGAAUGCUUUCAUGUUGUAUAUGAAAGAGAUGAGGGCGAAGGUCAUUGCUGAAUGCACGCUGAAGGAGAGCGCGGCCAUCAACCAGAUCCUGGGAAGGAGGUGGCACGCGCUGUCCCGGGAGGAGCAGGCCAAGUACUACGAGCUGGCACGCAAGGAACGGCAGCUCCACAUGCAGCUCUACCCCGGCUGGUCCGCACGGGACAACUACGGGAAAAAGAAGAGGCGGACACGGGAAAAGCAGCAGGACUCCAACUCAGAUCCUGCCUCUCCUAAGAAAUGCAGAGCUCGCUUUGGCCUCAACCAACAAACGGACUGGUGCGGCCCGUGCAGGAGGAAAAAGAAGUGCAUUCGGUACUUACAAGGAGAAGGACGCUGUGCCAGCCCAGUUUCUUCCGAUGGAAGUGCUAUAGACUCCCCUCCCUCCCCCCCGGACGCACUCCAACGCGUACCCUCCGCUUUCCCUUCAGACAAGCUCGCAGCCCCCGCAGACUCCACGCACAGCGCACACACCGACCCCGGCCCCGUCUCCGCUCCCGUCGCAGCUGCCGCCCGCUCCUCCACACCGAGCUCCGGCUGCUCCCCCGUUCCCGCAGAUCCCUCUUCCACGGGCACGUAGCGGUCCCGCAUCCAGCCGCUGGCUGAGAGCCGGCACCGCGCUGCCCCGCUCACAAGGACCAGAGAAGCGGCCCGUAUCACUGCCCAGUUAAGCAACAGAGCGACCGGAGGGUGCUGGGUUCCUUGGGGGGAGGGUGGUGGUUAAAGAUAGCAAAGUGAUUCUUAUAAAGGUUUUAAAAACAACCAACCAAACACAAAACUGGCCGAAAUUGGAAGUGCUGAUGAGUAAAUGAGCCUUUUGUCCCCGCCCUGUGCUGCUUUUUGGUUUGUCUGGGGUUUUUCUUGUUAUGCAUUACCUAUGAGCGUGGCAGCCAGCACAGCUCCCAGCUUGCAGUAGGUGGUAGUUGCUCUCGAUCUAACACUGCCUUCAACAUUCCGCCUUCCGAGCCGCUUUAUCUGUUCUCCUCCUGUAGCUGUUAUGGCACAGAGCUGGAAAGCUGGACUAGGAGCCUUAUGUUAAAGCCCUCGUGUCUGAAACUGAACUGUAGCCAUGUUCACUGUCUGGAAUGACUGGAUGAGAGAGGAAUAUUUAAACAAACGAGAUGUGUGCUUUAAACCUCCUGUUGGAGAACAGGAAGGUGCUGUUUACAGGUGAUGGUCUGUGUGCAGGGUGGAGGAUUUGCCCCCAUGUCAGCAGGGUCUGCCCGCUGCCUUUUGGUUGCUGCGGAUCCACACAGCCAGACCUGCAUGCGAUGGGCUGGGAGCCUCAAACUGCUUCCCCUUAACUCAGCACAGCCCGAGGCCAGGCUGCGGGAUGGAGCUGAGCCCCACGCACUCAGGCCCUGCCCUCACUCUGCUCACAGGCCGUUCUCACCCUCUGCAAGAGCAGAAACGUUUCUUGCUGAUUUGGUGCCUGACUUUUUGAAGAGCUUAUCCAGGCUUUUUCUAACAUCUCCCUCACCACGAUGCCACACGUGAAGCCAUUCCCUCCAGCCUGAGAAUCACGACCAUGUUCUGGUAUCUCACACUGAGCUGUGGGCAGAUCCUGGUCUCCACAGGCUGAUGUAAAUGCUGACUUACCAAACACCCCAUAUCCCCAUGUUUACACUCUGGGCACACAGACCGCACUCUGGUUUGGUGUGAAUCUUUUCCUGCUCCAAAGAGAUGGAUUUUAGGCUGCUGAAAAACCAGCAAACUGAGGGAGGAGGGCUCUAUUUUUUGUACUUUACAGCCAGGUUUUAGAGCAGUGCCUACGAAUCACGUGGUCACAUUAUUGUAGAGCCGCGAGGGACUGAAAAUGCCCUUUAUAAUGUACAAAAAUAUUUUUCUAUUGGUUUUUUUUUUUCUUAAAACAAAAAGUCACUUUUUUUUUCCCCCAUUGGACUCCACUUUUAAACAAGUUCAUGCAUCAGACUGGACAUCACCGAACAAGACAAGACCUCUCACUGCUCUGCAGCAUCUCUGGGCUCAUUCCCCCAUUUAGGUACUUCUGCUUACAUAGAUCUUUAACUCGUUGUAGCUUAGAGGACCCACCCAAACCUGUUACUUUAUUCCCCUUCUGUGUAAAUGUAACUUCAGAAGCACUGAUCGAAAGCCACGUGCACAGACUUAGAGCUGUUCCAGCCCUUAAGAAGCAGCGUUACCUGGAGCGCCCACCAGCUGCACGCGCUGCACUCACAGCUCACAGUGCAGCCCUUGCUCACACACCACACACUCAUCUUUAAGUUAUUUCAGCAGGCUCACACAGCAGCACGGCCCAGCACUGAGCACAGCAGCUCAGCCAUGCCCAGACCUGACACAGACUCUUCUGACUGCACAUUACAUAUGUAAACCUUAAAAAAAAGCUUAGUCUUGGCUCACAGUUCUUCACUCUGAGCCUCUGAUGGAAGGUGCUGCCCAAGGGACAACUGCUGUAAAAGCCACAGCUGACAGAUGGGCCACACUGCACCCGUUAUUGGGCAGAACAGGGUGUAAAGCUGGGAUAACGCAGUACCUGCCUGGUAUUCCAGGGCUGGAUGAAAUGUAACUCGGCAGCAAAGAUGGGUAUAGAGAAAUACCAGACAUCUCUGAGUAACAGCAGAGGAAAUGUAAGGGAAAGUCCUGACCAGUAUUAAACUACAUGUUGUGACUGAGGACCAGGUAGCACUAACAGCCCUCAUUCAUUUCAGAGCUCGUUAGGACUUCAUCUAUUUCAAUGCUACUCGCAGCCCCUCCAUGGAACCCACACUGCCUGCCUUGGUCAGGGUGUGCUGAUAGGGAACAGGCCCAUCUGUUACAGCCUCCUCUCAUCACUGCUGCUCAGUUCCUGCACAGCCUCCCUGGUGAGACCUGCCUUCCCUUCCAUGGGAGCCCUCCCACAUGCAUUCACUGCACAUUAGUGGGCAUUCCCACAGUCACACGCAGGUACACAACGUGCUCCUCAACAUCUCACACCAACACAGCACCGUCUCAGCCUCUGCUGUUCCCCAAUUGCUCUUAUGGCACAGCUGAGAAAACCUCAAUCUUACCCCAAAACAACUAAGAGACCUCAGAGCUGCCCAUUGCUGAGACAACACAGCAGCUGACCAGCUUCAUACACACACCCCAUGGUUAACAGUGCCAAAACACAGUUACAUUAGCAGUGCCAAAGGAACCUUCAGAAACGCUCUAUGAAGUGUCACCACUUUGUGCUCGUGUGCUUUCUUAAUGGAAGGAAAACAUCGCCCUGAAGGUUUUAAUCACAGAAAAAAAUUGGUUUUUCCAGUUGUUACAACAAUCUCAGCUUCUCUCCACUGACACGUCUGAGUUCCUAAAGCAGUUUGAAUGUAGAAGUCAUGGAAAUACCACUUCAUUAAACCAAGUGAAACCACUGUCUGUAUGUAGCAGGGAUCAAUGUUUUGCAGCUGUCCUUUCAUUUGUCCAAUGAUUAUCCAUCAUUUGUUGUAAUUUUUUUUUACUUCACCGAGUUUGUAUUUUUUUGGCUUUUAUGUUCAAAAAUAUGUUUAUAGCUUUAUAAAUAAAGUAAUUGCCAGGCUGGCUGUUCAGAAUAGGCCACUGGAAACGAUAAUCCUA
This is a messenger RNA of Coturnix japonica (Japanese quail), 5038 nucleotides long. RefSeq names its product transcription factor 7 (gene TCF7). The record is from RefSeq and is a predicted model, not a curated record. Gene Ontology annotation, cellular component: chromatin; beta-catenin-TCF complex. Gene Ontology annotation, biological process: canonical Wnt signaling pathway; regulation of transcription by RNA polymerase II. Gene Ontology annotation, molecular function: RNA polymerase II cis-regulatory region sequence-specific DNA binding; DNA-binding transcription factor activity, RNA polymerase II-specific. Lineage: Eukaryota; Metazoa; Chordata; Aves; Galliformes; Phasianidae.